AUGCGCGAAGAUUAUGCCCAAAAUGACCCUGGUCAUUUUCAGUCGAGUCAUCUAUUACAGAACCAGCCACCUGUGACUAGUGCACCCCCGCCUGCUUACGGAGCGUGGAGUGAUGAUGGCAAAGAUGAAUAUUCCAGAUGGGACCCGCGGGGAUGGUCCUUGAAGAGCAAGAUCUUCCUAGCGAUUGGUGUCGUCGUGGUGAUUGUGGCCGUUGUUGUUGGUGCUGUUCUAGGAGUGCGAGCCAACCGGUAUCCCGAUUACUCGAAACUGAACUACAGCUUGAAAGACAACUAUUCGGGAUCGUCAUUUUUCGACAACUUUGAAUAUUUUACUGGCGCCGACCCAACCCAUGGAUUUGUCCAGUACAUCGACCGGUCUGCAUCUGAAUGGCUGAAUCUCACAUCCGCCACGGACACUUCUGCAGUGCUCAAGGUGGACACGAAAUACAAAGGAUCAGAGGCCGCUAACGGGCGCCAAUCUGUGCGAGUCACCUCCAACAAGACCUAUGCUGAUGGACUUUUCAUUUUCGACGUUAUCCACACCCCGUACGGGUGUGGUACAUGGCCGGCCCUAUGGCUGACAGACCCCAACAACUGGCCCGAACACGGAGAAAUUGAUGUCGUGGAAGCUACCAAUGCUGGCACCUUUGGAAUCCAGUCCACACUUCACACAUCGAAAGGCUGCUCCAUGAGUGUUAAACGGAAAGAAAGUGGCUCUGUGGAUAACGAGGACUGUUACUACGCGGCGAAUAGUAAUGCGGGCUGUGGUGUGAAAGGCACUGAGAGUACUUACGGUCCUGAAUUCAAUAGCAAGGGUGGUGGAGUCUAUGCGAUGGAGCUCCGUGAUGCCGGUAUUCGCGUAUGGCAAUGGGUCCGCUCCAAGAUCCCGGCCGAUGUCACCUCGGGAAGUCCCGACCCAUCCACCUGGGGCCAAGCAUUUGCAGAUUUCCCUAACACGGAUUGCGACAUCGGUUCUCAUUUCAAGAACCAGAGUAUUGUCAUCAAUAUCUCUUUGUGUGGUGACUUGGCAGGAGCGAACAAGUACUACAAGAAACAAAGUAGCUGUCCUAGCAGCUGCAAGGCAUUUGUGCGGGACAAUGCGACCAGUUUCGACACUGCAUACUGGGAGUUUGGAGGUUUCAAGGUCUAUCAAGCCUCGUGA
Penicillium robsamsonii is the source of this 1161-nucleotide messenger RNA. Its product is annotated as glycoside hydrolase family 16 protein. Gene Ontology annotation, molecular function: hydrolase activity, hydrolyzing O-glycosyl compounds. Lineage: Eukaryota; Fungi; Ascomycota; Eurotiomycetes; Eurotiales; Aspergillaceae. The record is from RefSeq and is a predicted model, not a curated record. The transcript is spliced from 3 exons. Gene Ontology annotation, biological process: glucan catabolic process. The coding region runs from base 1 to 1161 and encodes 386 amino acids.